AUGUUUUCUGUACCUCCAAUCGAAACCGUAUAUACCUGGCGCCAAAGUGAUUUAAUGAAAUUUAUUCAACGCGUCGAGCGCCUCCACCCCGAAGAUAGAAACUUUCACAUAAUUGAAGGGCUCAACUUGACUCCUGUCCGUCUUCUUAAGUUGACCGACGAACGAAUUGAUACUUUAGUUACCGAACGUGUUAUUCAGACAACCCAGGGUGACAUUAUUGAAAGUGCCCGAGACGAGCUUACAAUUGAUAAUUUAGUCAUGCAACAGCCAGCUUUAAGCUUGUUUCAUGUUCAAAUUAUGGAGCGAUUGCAUAUCGACAUUGCGUUUGGAGUUGAUAUCAUUGAACACAAUAGCUUUAACAACUUGGUACCUUUCUUGAAAGCAGAACUUAAGAAGCAAUUUUUGCCCAAGGUCCCUCGGGCUGCAAGCAUUGCGGCAGCAGCCGCAAUUGCUAAACAAGAUGGCGGGUCAAAUCCUGAUAAUUCAUCCCACGAACGAUCGAAUCGUAAAGAUGCAGCAAUUAAAGAAGAACUUUGUGAAGUAAACAAACUUAUCAUUUUUCAACAGCGACAAAGUGGCGCAGGGUAUUGUCUUCGAAAUCAUAUUUGUAAAUAUAUCAUGCGUGCUAAGGGAAAUCUCUCAGAAAGCACACUCAGACAAUGUCUUGGUGUCAAAACUCUAAGCUCCGGUCAUGUUAAAUUAACUGCAAAUAGCGCGUUAGAAAUUUUGAGAAGGCAUGGGAUUUAUAGAGUUUCUUGUGAGGUGUUCAUGGAAACAGAUAGUAAUAUGAUUGAGGGCUAG
Molecule: messenger RNA, 801 nt
Organism: Cetraspora pellucida
Lineage: Eukaryota; Fungi; Glomeromycota; Glomeromycetes; Diversisporales; Gigasporaceae
Source: the annotation of a GenBank genome assembly